This is a messenger RNA of Pelagomonas calceolata, 1116 nucleotides long. Lineage: Eukaryota; Pelagophyceae; Pelagomonadales; Pelagomonadaceae. The record is from the annotation of a GenBank genome assembly.
AUGAUGAGGGCGGCCCUGGUCCCCGCCCUCUGCCUGGCGACCGCCGCGGCCUGGUCGAGGCUCGAAAUAGCCCUGCAAAACUACCCGCGAGUCCACGACCGGAACCUGCGCGCGUUCGAGAAGGGCGACCCCGCGGCGCGAAUCGUGCGGGCGAAGGUGAAAAACGGAUUAGGGAACCGCGAGCAAGCCCUCCUCUCGGGCUUCGCGCUCGCUUUGGCCGCGAACGCCGCUCUCGUCGUCGAGUGGCCGCCGCGCGGCUGCGACAACUAUGCGGGAGUCGCGGUGGCCUGCGACGACGUCGGCGCCGAGGAGCUCUACGAGCGGCCGCCCUUCAACUGGACGGCGCCCGAGGCGGUGGCCUGUGCGAAAGCGGCCAGAAAUCUCAAUUACCACGGCUUCGAGGCGACGCUGCAAAGGGCGAACCUCUUUGAAAUCACGCGAGGCGUCCUCGACGUGCGGACGGAUCACCACUACCUCCUGGCCGUCCUCUGCAACGAGCGCGUCAACUCGACGCGACUCUUCCCGCCGGACGCGCUUAUCUCGCAACGGACGCUCGAGCGCUAUCUGCUGCGGCCAAGACGCAGCAUCCGCGACGCGGUCCGGGACGCCCUUACCCGGGCCGGCGGGUGCGCCCUCGGCGUUCACGCCCGCUCGCAGAAGCGGUCGCACGGCGACGAGACGCCAUUCACAAAGCUGCUGCCACUACUCGGAGACAGAGGUGGCCUCUUCGUGGCGAGCGACGGGCACUCCGCCUGGUUGCAGCAGGAGCUCUACGCCGCGGCGCGGGCGCGGAACGUGAGCGUCGUAGAGCUCGGAUUGCCUCCCGGCGCCGUCGGCGCGUUGGCCGAGAACUACGCCCUGUCGGAGUGCGGCCGCCUCGUGCCGACGCGACGAAGUUCCUUUUUCCGCCUCGCGGCCGUGCGCUCGAAGAGGCCCCACGUGCGAGCGGUCUGGGCCUGCCCGGCGACGGAAUUGCAGGCCCGCGCGAUGGCGUCGAGCGGGGCCACGGUCGAGAGCUGCAACGUCAUGGCCCAAUGUCCCGCGCCCGGGGGACGGUACACGUACCGACGGCGACGGCUGGGCGCUUUCGGGGAGGCGCGGCGGGCGCCUUUAUAA